AUGAUGUGUAUCUUUUGCUUAUGUAUAUGUUCACAUGAACUCCAUUUUGCAGCCAUUAACGUUGGAGUUGCUGGUUGCUGCACUGGCCUCGCCCUUAGUUUCCCUGGAGCACCACAAGCAAUGCUACAAAGCUGUCUCACGUAUGGUGCCUUCUCUUAUAUCCUGGAAGGACUCAACAAAAGGCAGACAGCUUUGGCUCACUCUGUCUCCUUGAGACAUCAGAGUAGAAGUCUGAAAGAUGAUUUACCACUCUCUUUGGCUCUCCCAAACCCUGAAGAAAUCAAAGGAGCUUUCUCUUCUUUCUGCAAGUCCUUAACAAAACCAAAGAAGCUCGCAUUUCCCCGCGCAAGUUGA
Molecule: messenger RNA, 354 nt
Organism: Thlaspi arvense
Lineage: Eukaryota; Viridiplantae; Streptophyta; Magnoliopsida; Brassicales; Brassicaceae
Source: the annotation of a GenBank genome assembly